GGCGCGACCCGGGAGUGGAUGCCUGGACGGGGCGGAGACAGGAGCAGAAGGCGGAGAGAGGCUUCUUAGCGGGAAGGAGGAAGGCGGCGGCGGCGCAGGGCUACUCCUCAUGGCCAGCUCGGAUCGGGGUCCAGCGCGGCUGGCGCUGGCCUCCUUGCCGGCGGCGCCCCGAGAACAGCUCCAUCUCCUCCCGUGCGCGGUCCAGCGCGAUGGCAGCGCGGAAGUCCGGCGGUACUUCGAGCCGGCCAUCCGACGGCCCGCCGAGCCCGACGGAGAGUCAUCUGUGUCCUUCCGUGGCCGGAGUCUCAUAGGGAAGGACGUCUUUGUUCCUGCAGGGUAUGUGGGACUGGUGUUGGAAGAAGACGUGGCACCCUUCUUGCCAGUGCAGGAGCGGCAGGUGCGCGUGAAAUCGACCUUUGAGUCGCUGACCAUGUGGACCCUGGAGCGGGCCCCUAACAGCAGCGAUGAGCUCCUCAUGGCCUUCCAUUGGCCAAAGAUUGCUGAAGGGAUUCAUGCUCCCGUGGCUGAUGAGGAGUGAGGUGUGGGCCAGCGGCUGCUGUUGCAACACACGUGGAAGUUCAGUGCGGUAGAAAAUAUGCUGCCCUUGGACUCGGUGCUGGAUUUUGGGGCAGACUAAGGAGUGGACCUUCUUCCCCAGAACGUCUCUUUUCAGACUGGCUGUUGCUGUUCCUCCGGGCCCCACUGAAGUACAGCGCCACUGCUUCUGCCAGGCCACAGAUGGGUUCAGCCUUGUUUCUUGUAUGGUAAUAACAUUUGAGUACAAUUUGGCUUGUUUCAGAUCGCUGCGAUUCUGGUUUCAACUAAGUUUUCAUGGGAUUGCCAGGGGGGGGGGGGCUUUGAGAAUGUGCUACAUCACGUUGAAGGCACGUCAGCUAGGAGCCUGCUGUUAUACUUGGUUUCUGCUGCCUUUCUUGUUUGUAUAACUACCUACAUAAGACCAUUUUGAAACUGGUUUAAUUCUCAUGUUUUGCCUCCCAGGAACGUGCUGCAGCCCCUGAAGUUUACAUACCCCUCCAGCUGUGGGUUGUGUUCAGUGCUUUUCCUACUGUGAGAAGGCCCACUGAAGUUAAUAGACAUGAAAAACGUUUUAUGAAUUUCAGUGUGUCUCCUCUGAGUAGAACUUAAUUGGAUAAUACUCCUAUAGGUCCCAGGCUGUGGUCUGAAGGCACAUGAGGCCAGCUGAGACCACCUGGGAACCACAUGUAAGCCGCCUUGGGCUUCUAUCAUGAAAAAAAAGGCAGGGGAUAAAUGUAAUAAAUAAAUAAUUUCUAUGGUUUAUUAGGAAAAGAGAGCCAACUAGUUUUAAAUUGCUUUUAGUUUGUAGCGUAAAGGCUUUGCUUUGAACACCUCUUAAUAAAGUAAGAAGAGCCUGCUGGAUCAGGCCAGUGGCCCAUCUCAUCCAGCAUCCUGUUCUCACAGUGGCCAACCAGAUGCACCAAUGGGAAGCCCAAAAGCAGGACCUAAGUGCAAGAGCACUCUCCCCUCCUGUGGUUUCCAGCAACUGGCGUUCAGAAGCACACUGCCUCCGAUCAUGGAGGCAGAGCAUAGCCAUUGAGGCUAGUGGCCAUCGAUAGCCUCCUCCUCCUCCAUUAAUUUGCCUAAUCCUCUUUUAAAGCUGUCCAAGUUGGUGGUGAUGGCCAUCACUCGCUUGGGAGGAUGCCCUUACAAGGUACGCUAAGUUUCAAGAGGUUUAGGCUGAAGUGGCCGCCUCUACCGUGUAACACACACAACGUUCCUUCUCAGGGUCUCACUCGCUUGGCCGAGGCGCUUGUUGUGUGCAAGAGAAGAACGUACACAGAAGAAAGAUAUACACACAGUUUAAAAACCAUUUUGUUAAUUUAUUCUGAGCACAGAAGUUGGGUGGGGUUUGCUUUUUUGUUUUAAGGCUCCUCCUCCUCUGGCUCACGAAGACCCUUGGGAAAGGGGGCGAGAAAGCGAGAAGUCCUCACGCCGCCUGCUACUCCGGAACAAUUCUCCCUCCUUUCCGCACCUUCACCCCUGUGAAUGGCACCGCAGGCUCAGAGAUCUGGUCAUAGAGGGGCUUGUGGAGCUGGCCCGGCGGCUUCUCUUGUCUGAGACUGCACAGCACAACUUCCCUCUGGAAAGAGGGCAGCAGAAAUGCUUUCUCUUCCUGCAGCUGAUAUAUAGAUACCCGGGGGGGGGGAGUAGCCCCCAUGAAAUGUCUUUGUCACUCAAGGAGGCAGGCUCCAGCCUUUGAUUCUUGGUGGUGGUUUUUAUAAAUAAAUAAUCCAGUCCCAAAGGAGAGCAGGUUGGGUCGCUUCGUCUGUGCUUUAUCAGCAUCUGUACACAACGGCUCAAUUCAACGAGGGAUCCACAAAAGUCCUAUAUACAAACAGCCAGGCAAGUCCAAGGCACACGGGGCCCAGAUUUUCCCCCUCAAGAGGUCUGGCAGGCCAACAAUGCCUGUCUUUGAAAGCUGGCUGGAAACAGUCUUUGAAAGCGCGCACGGGCACCCUUGCCUGAUCCUCACCGUCAGAGAAUGGGAGGAAGAGGAGGGUGAACGGCCUACAAGCAUCCAUUCCCUAGUCAACGUGGGCAGCUCUUUGCCCUCACCACUUUCCUCUCUUGCUCCAGUCCUUUGGCGUGAAGUGCAGACACUUGGAGUCGAUACGGAGGAUUCGCUUCAGCAUGGCACGCUCGUGUCCAUCCACUAUGUCCUCUGAGAGUGUCAAGAUAUACUGGCCCUAAAAGAGAGACAGAUUUUGGUUUUCCUUGCUUACUGAUUUAGAAAAAAAGAGAGCCUAGUCCUCAUGAAAGGGAUACGUGUAUAUUUGAAACACUGCCGUCUCCCACUGCUUCUGUGACCACCACCGUUGAGUGCCUGAGAUUCUGCAUAAUAAAUACUGAAAGCAAAGCUCAUUCUCAGAUUUCUUUGAUUUUUU
Molecule: messenger RNA, 2924 nt
Organism: Rhineura floridana
Lineage: Eukaryota; Metazoa; Chordata; Lepidosauria; Squamata; Rhineuridae
Gene: RNASEH2C
Product: ribonuclease H2 subunit C
Exons: 4
Coding region: 110-538 (142 amino acids)
Biological process (GO): RNA catabolic process
Cellular component (GO): ribonuclease H2 complex
Source: RefSeq, a predicted model, not a curated record